Molecule: messenger RNA, 7422 nt
Organism: Sinocyclocheilus rhinocerous
Lineage: Eukaryota; Metazoa; Chordata; Actinopteri; Cypriniformes; Cyprinidae
Gene: tubgcp6
Product: tubulin gamma complex component 6
Exons: 24
Coding region: 172-6267 (2031 amino acids)
Biological process (GO): signaling
Cellular component (GO): endosome membrane
Molecular function (GO): gamma-tubulin binding
Source: RefSeq, a predicted model, not a curated record
UAGCGCGGCAGUCAAGGAAGCUUAGCUUGUGCGUGUUUAUGCGCACCAAAUUCUUGUUGUUUUAUUGCGAAUAAUAUUUAUUCACUGAUGUGGAAUAAACAUUUGCAGCUCGGACAGCUUAAGCUCGAAUUCCAACGUCUCGUUGCAUCUUGAUCGCGCGCUCUUGCUGAGAUGUCUGGUUGCCAGGGCAACAGCGGCAGCAUCACGGGGCUGCUGGGUGCGCUCUGCGACUGCGGCCUUUCCGGGUUGUCAUGGAAACGCCGCGCUCUGGGCGCAGCAUCCCGGGAGUCUGCGCGUCGGUCCCUGCGCAAGCGUGCGUACGGUGCGCUUCUCGCUGGACUCUUCCAGGAUGGGUCACCCAAACCGCCACCGAACCCCCUAUCGAACACACCCGCCCAUAAUAAAAUACUGAUGAUCUCGUUCGACCUGCGCGUGUCUGGCCACAAUGAGGAGGCGGAGAGGUUGGAGGAGCUUCUGAGUCAGCUACGGGACAGGGCGGACUCCUCGGGACUGUCCGAACUCGAUUCUGUCCUGGAGCUCCUGGUGCAGCUGGCCGGGUCCGUGGCACCUCCCCCUCUGUCUUUCAGUCGUGACUAUAUGCGCCGGGAACGUCCCGUGCAGCGCAGACCGCCGUUGGGCGGGUACCUGAGCCGGGACAUGCAGCAGCUGGAGGAGAGGGCGUGGUCUUUGAUCUGUGGUGAGGAAUGGGGCGUUUUUGGGGGCAUCUGUAGGACCCUGAGCAUCAUGGAUGCUCCACCAGGCACUGGGCUGCUCGGACUGGGACGCAGACAGGAUACCGAGGAGAGGUUUGAAAGAGAGACCCGACUGUCGCUGUUUGGUGCCCUACAGCACUCUAGAACAGCAGAUAUGGACGUCCGUCUGGACCUGCCGCCCGUUCCAAGCAACGCAGACCUUACUGGACUCAGUAUACGGGUUCCUCUGUGUCUGGAUCAGUCUGACGAUGAAGGCUUUCAGUCCGCCUCUAAUCUGACUCCAGAUUCCCAAUCCGAGCCGAGUCCCAGCCCUGAGAUCGACGUGUGGGAGGCCCUGCGGACAUUCGUGCCUGGAAGACGACGCUGUUGGGAGAACAUUGGCUGCCCGCCGGGUCAGAAGGAACCUCCGUACCUGACAGAGGCUGGCAGAGAGGCGUUUGAUCAGCUGUACCGACUGUGGGAGGGAGAAAUGAGGAACAUUCUGUCCACACAGACACCAUCACCGCUCCUGCCGCUGCCGCUGGACUGUCAGAGUCAGCUGGUCAAAGACGUGCUCAACGUGCUGAUCGGGGUCUCCUCUGUCACGUUUCCGCUCAACGAGGCUAGUGUGCAGUUUGAUGUUCGUCCGGAUAUAUGUGUGUCCGGGACGUCCCCUGAGAGUGUGUCUCGGCUGCUGGGUGAGCUGGCGCUGUACGGCACACACUACCUGCGUCUCAGCCGCUUCUCCCUGAGCAGCACGAGUCAGAAGGGACUCGUCUUCCAGGCCUUCACAGGUGGGCUGCGGCGUUACCUGCAUUACUACAGAGCGUGUGUGCUGAGCACGCCAGCCUCUCUCAGUCUCCUAACUAUCGCUUGUCAUUUUCGCAAACUGGGGCGUCAGCUCAGGUAUCUGUCAGAACUGUGUUGUGUGGAUGGAAUCGGAGGCGUGGGACGAGCAACUUUCCCCGUGGGUGUAAAGCUGCUGUCGUGUCUGUAUAAUGAAGCUCAGAGUAACUGCAGUAAUGAGAAUCAUCCGGUGCUGCUGUCACUGCUGAAGAGCAGCUGUGAGCCGUACACACGGUUUGUUUCAGACUGGGUGUACAGUGGCGUCUUCCGUGACGUAUAUAAAGAGUUUAUGAUCGAGGUCAAUGAGGAUUAUCUGACCUACAGAGAUAAGAACUUUUGGACGCAGGGCUACACUCUGAUUUCGUGUGAUGCAGAGGAUUGUGUGCCGGUGUUCCUCAAACACAUCGCCAAUGACGUCUACGUCUGCGGGAAAACAAUCAACCUGCUGAAAAUCUGCUGCCCACAGCACUACAUCUUCUGGUCGGAUGUACCAGUGCCCAGGAUCGCGGUGACAUUUUCCCUGCAGGAAGUAGAGGAGAUUGAGAGAGACUGUGCUGUGUAUCGCGGACGAAUGGAGACGAUCGCUAGGCACAGCGCCAUCAGCAGGGAGGAGCAGGCUAUGCGGACUGAACAGGCCCGACAGGAGCUCAUUAACCAGGUUAGAGUGUCAGCGGCCAAGACCCUGGAGAAAAUCAGAGGUCACCAGGUGUCGCAGCGUCUGGCAGAGGAGGCCCAGAAGAGAGAGCGAUUUGAAGAGAUGAAACAGCAGCUGGAGCUCGACCAGGAGUGGCGUAGUGCUGUGAGACGGAAGGAGCAGGAAGACGAUUUCAGCUACGCUCGAGAGCUCAGAGACCGUGAGCAGAGGCUGCAGGCCCUCGAGGAGCAGCUGGAGCGCCGGGCACGUAUGGAUCUGAUUACUCAGUACAGUCAGUUAUCAGAAGCCGCUGCAAGACGAGAGCUCAGAGCCAUGUGGAAGGUGCAGAGGAUGAAACUCGACGAGCGCAGAGUGAACUUUCUGCAGCAAGAACAACAGAAUGUACAGGCUCUUCUGGAGAAGUUUCCUUUAGGUCAGGAGGGCCCCCCUCCAGGAAUAUCCCAAAUGCUACAACCUGCACAACUACACGCUGAGCUCUCUGAGCAGCAGAAUCUACGAGAACAGCAAACAGCAAAUCCUCCUCUCACAGAAUCCUUUGCUCCUCCCUGCUCUCCUGCCAUUGGUGAAACUCAAGCUCUUAAAUCAGAGAAAAUCGACAUAGCUGACUUCCUCCUGAAGCCUCCAUACGUCCCUGAUAGUGGUGCCGUGACCCAGGCCCUCCACAACAUUGGAUCCGACCUCCUGCAAUCCCCUCAGAAACCCCACCCACAGCAUCCACACCCAUCGACCUACCACAUAUGCGUUGGUGAAAACGUUUCGGAAUUCCUGGAGUCUGUCCCCGUUCCUAAUAUAAAUGGACAGGCGUCCAAGUCCAGCUUCCUAUUGGGUCAGUUCACUCCAGAGGUGCCAUCAGGUCAGCCGAAGGCUAGUGUUCAUGGACACCCUUCACAGAGCUCCGUGCAGCUGGGAGGCUCCACUGCCUCAGGGCGGAACAAGGGCCCAAUACGCUCUGAGUCAAACACCCCUGCACAAACUACUCAAGCGCGAACAUGUGAGGCAGAGAGUGAUAGCCAGUGUACAGAAAAACAACCGACUGGAGAUGAGACGGGAACACAGCCCUCGGCGGCCAGCACAGGUUCAGAGCCAAAGCAAGCCGCCCAGGAGCCAACAGAGGAAGCCAAGUCCUGUGAGAGUGUCAGCCAGCCCUCUCACUGUUCUCAGCCAGAGCAAGAACAAUCUGUGUCUCUUCUCAGAGGCUUCCAUGAGUCAGAGUCCGAUUCUGAUACGAGAAAUAACAGCCAUGAUCCUGAUCCAGCACUGAUCUCAUCUUUACCCUCUUCUGAUGUCUGUGGCCACUCCUCCAAUGCCCAUAUAAGGGUUUACAAACAAGUUUCCAAGCAGGUCACUCCUCUUGCCAUAUCUAACAUCCAUGGCCACGCCUCUGAUGCCCAUAUAAGCAUUGGCGAACAUGUUUCCAAGGUAACCACUCCCAUCCCCACACCUAACAUCCAUGGUCACGCCUCUGAUGCCCAUAUAAGGGUUGGGGAGCAUGUUUCAGAGGUAACCACUCCUCUUCCCACACCUAACACCCAUGGCCACGCCUCUGAUGCCCAUAUAAGGGUUGGGGAGUAUGUUUCAGAGGUAACCACUCCUCUUCCCACACCUAACAUCCAUGGACACGCCUCUGAUGCCCAUAUAAGGGUUGGCGAGCAUGUUUCAGAGGUAACCAGUCCUCUUCCCACACCUAACAUCAAUGGCCACGCCUCUGAUGACAAUAUAAGGGUUGGUGAGCAUGUUUCAGAGGUAACCACUCCUCUUCCCACACCUAACAUCCAUGGCCACGCCUCUGAUGCCUAUAUAAUGGUUGGCGAUCAUGUUUCUAAGGUUAUCACUCCUCUUCCCACGCCUAACAUCCAAGGCCACUCCUCUGAUGCCCAUAUAAGGGUUGGUGAACAUAUUUCUAAGGUUAUCAUUCCUCUUCCCAUGCCUAACAUCCAAGGCCUCGCCGCUGAUGCCCAUAUAAGGGUUGGUGAACAUGUUUCUGAGGUGACCACUCCUCUUCCAAUGCCUAACAUCCAUGGCCACGCCUCUGACGCCCAUAUAAGGGUUGGUGAACAUGUUUCUGAGGUGACCAAUCCUCUUCCAACACCUAACAUCCAUGGCCACGCCUCUGACGCCCAUAUAAGGGUUGGUGAACAUGUUUCUGAGGUGACCAAUCCUCUUCCAACACCUAACAUCCAUGGCCACGCCUCUGACGCCCAUAUAAGGGUUGGUGAACAUGUUUCUGAGGUGACCAAUCCUCUUCCAACACCUAACAUCCAUGGCCACGCCUCUGACGCCCAUAUAAGGGUUGGUGAACAUGUUUCUGAGGUGACCAAUCCUCUUCCAACACCUAACAUCCAUGGCCACGCCUCUGACGCCCAUAUAAAGGUUGGUGAACAUGUUUCUGAAGUGACCAAUCCCGUCCACACCGCUAAUAUUCAUGGCCACGCCUCUGACGCCCAUAUAAAGGUGGGUGAGUUUGUGUCGGAUGUUGCCUCCUCUCUGCCACGUUGGAGCAAAUAUGGUCAUUCCUCUGACAGCACCCUUAAAGUGGGUUGUGUGAUGCCCGAUGCUGCCCCAUCACCCACCCCUCUACCUGGCAGCUCUUUUGGUCAUACAUCUGACUCCACAUUGACAGUCGGGUGUGUUGUCUCAGGCGUAGAUCCUCAACCCUCUCCGUUACCUGGCAGUGCGUAUGGACAUUCCUCACAGUCCACCUUGGGUAUCGGGUGUGUGGUUCAUAGGACUGAAACCACUCGGCCCAGCUCUCUUUACAGCGGUGCCCACGGGCAUUCGUCAGACUCUGCUCUGGGUAUGGGCUGCAUGGUUGGCGGGGUGGUGCCAGGGAGUUUGUACGGUGACAGGCCACCAUCCAAAUCUGACAGAACAUCAGAAGAUGCAGAAAAUCUAGCCAACCCAGACAUCCAGGCAGUGCCCCCUAGUGAGCUGUUCUCCCUGGAUGAGGGACUGUCUGCCUGGGCUCUGGGACUGGGAUUGUCCCCUAAAGAGAGUCCAGAGGAUCGUUAUCUUCUCAGCCUAGCCUUACAGUACCAAGUGGAGCAGUACCAGGACUCGUACGGCCUGAUGACUGCGGCUCCAGACUCUGAGCUGCUACUGCAGGUGACGUGGGGUCCGAACGGCCUUCCUGUAGACCCGUCCCUGCACCGGGCCACCGACGUCACUGCUGUUCAGCUCAACGAGAUGAUGCCACUUCCUGUUCUCAUGAAACACUCAGUUACAACACCACUGAUUACACAUGUGUCUAUGGUAAAUAAGGCCGUGGUGGAUUAUUUCUUCGUGGAGUUGGGUGUGGAGAAACACUUUGAGACACUCAGACAUUUCCUGUUAAUGGAGGAUGGAGAGUUUGCCCUCUUUCUCAGCGAUCAGCUCUUUGAGAAGCUGGGCAGUGGUCAGACGCCCGGUGAGCUGCUGACCCCGCUGGUGUUGAACUCCAUUCUCAAUAAGGCCUUACAGUACAGCGUUCACGGCGACAGCGAGCUGGCGGCUCACUUCACGUUUGCGCUGCGAUACCUCCCUGAGAUCUUCCAUCCUCACGCACCAGACUCGCUGAACUGUCUCGAGCUCCGCUACAAGGUGGACUGGCCGGUGAAUAUCGUCAUCACAGACAGCUGUCUGAACAAAUACAACAGACUCUUCUCUUUCCUGCUGCAGCUCAAACACAUGGUGUGGUCCCUCCGAGACGUUCAGGUGUCCUGGAACGAGUUCACACACAAACUGAGCAGCGCCAACGACCUGGACGCCAUUCACCGCACACACGCCGAAUACCUCAACAGAGCCAUCUUCAGGGGUUUGCUGACGGAGAAAGCCGCCCCCGUCAUGAACAUCAUCCACAGCAUCUUUAGUCUGAUCCUGAAGUUCCGCGGGCAGCUGAUCGCGCAGCCGUGGGAGCUCCAGCAGGGGGAGCCGGUGCAUCCCAGUUUCAUUGCCAUGCAGCAGUCCUACAACACCUUCAAAUACUACUCCCGCUUCCUGUUCAAAGUGGUGACCAAACUGGUGGAUAAAGGUUAUCAGCCCCAUCUGGAGGACUUCCUGUUGAGGAUCAACCUCAAUAACUACUACAAAGACUCUUGAUUGUCCUGCGUGUUGAGUCCGAGUCCUCCAGACCUGCUUCAGUAUGUAUGGUGUGUGUGUAUAUAAACAAAGACAAUGGCCACAAUUGCCCGUAGCUGUUUUUCAGUGACAAACUCAAAUCCAUUUGCUCAGUAUUGAUGCUGUUAAGCAUUUCCUGUUGUGAUGUGUGCACUGAUGCUUUUCUCCACAGAGGCUAGGCUAGGCUAUGUGAUGUGUAAAAUAAACUGUUUAAUUUUCAGAUUUCGUUCUCACGACUCAAAGGAAGUUCGAAAUGGUCAGAAAGCUUUAUUAAAAUGUUUUACAUUCUGAACAGAUGUUACAUGGGUUGAAUCUAAUAGACCAGUAGCUGCUGUGCUGAACAACCAGUCACACAUACAUGAAUAUUUUUAUUUGUCGUCAUGCUAAAGCUCAUCGCAGGUUAAACUUCAGACGGUUACUGAGGCAUAUUAGAGUUUGAGAAACUUCAGGAUCAGUUUCACUCCAGCACAAUAAAUGUAAACAGUUCAACGUCAUUCACUAGCAAACAACUUUCAGGAACUUGGAUUUCCAGUUAAACCCUUCAGUUCACAAACGAUUGCAGAUAAAUGAGUGUUUAAUAAAGUGCUGUGGAUGUGCUGAUCCAUCUGCUCGGAGGAGAAAAAGCCCUUCAGCACACAAAACAAAAAUAAAAAACAGAAAAAUGAUUUCAUUUUGUUGCCAGACUCACCCUGAGAUUAUUAAUUUUUCCACAGAAUGAAUGUUAAAAUAUAUGACGCAGUUGUUUUUCAUCUACAGGAUGUCCGAAUUUCCUAUUCGAGUUAAUCUGUUCACUGUAUUUUCUAGGUUAUUAAAUAUAAACAGACAACAGGAAGUAAACUUGUGGUUUUAAAUUAGUGUUUUAAAAGCAAUCUAAAUUGCACAUUUAAAAAAAAAAAAAAUAAUAAUUUUUAGAGAAAAGUAGUGGAAUUUUGUUUUGCAUUCUGCUGAAUCCCAAUCUGCACAAAACAUAAAUGUGAAGUACAUUUAAUCAUAAUAUCUGCAUGUAAGCAUUAGCAUCUAACUUAAUUACCUUAAAGGAAUGGUUCACCCAAAAAUAAAAAAAGAGCUAAAAAUGUUCUCAUUCUCAGACCAUUCAAGAUGUAGAUGAGUUUGUUUCUUCAUCAGAACAGAUUUGGA